Exaiptasia diaphana is the source of this 5247-nucleotide messenger RNA. RefSeq names its product 1-phosphatidylinositol 4,5-bisphosphate phosphodiesterase gamma-1. Gene Ontology annotation, biological process: lipid metabolic process; phosphatidylinositol-mediated signaling. The record is from RefSeq and is a predicted model, not a curated record. The coding region runs from base 94 to 3960 and encodes 1288 amino acids. NCBI's taxonomy places the organism in Eukaryota, Metazoa, Cnidaria, Anthozoa, Actiniaria, Aiptasiidae. The transcript has 39 exons. Gene Ontology annotation, molecular function: protein binding; phosphatidylinositol-4,5-bisphosphate phospholipase C activity.
CUUCAGUAUCAGCAGGAAGAGAAAUGAUGGUGAAGAAGAACUUUCUUGUUUAAAAAACUAAAACGUCCUCGGCAUUCUCAACAACACUCGACCAUGAAUCGCUACUCGGUCGAGCAGCCAGGACAAGCAGGAUCGGAGAUGACUUUAAGUAGUGAGAUGGGGCCGGUCAUAACUGCUUUGAAAGRAGGAAAUAUAUUGACGAGAUACUACUGCAAGAGAGCUCCCGAUCUGAGAGUUUUCGCGCUUCAACCUGAAGAGUUCCAAGUUGCAUGGUCAAGAACUGGAGGUGGUAAAGAAGGCGCCAGAAUUGAAGGAUGUGUUAAAAUUCGUGAAAUUUCCGAAGUUCGCAGAGGACAGUGUUCCAGGGACUUUGAAAAGAAUCCAGAUCUGACACGCAAACUCGAUCCAAAUUGCUGUUUUGUUAUCUUCUACGGCAGUGAGUUCAAAUUGAAAACAUUAAGCCUUGUUGCACGGAACCAUCAAGAACGCGAAUAUUGGGUGACUGGUCUUGUUUUUUCGAUGUAUGAGAGUAUGGUAGCUACACAACCUGUGUUAACAUAUAGGUGGUUGUUGAGAGAAUGGAACACAUUGACUGCAAACACAAUUCAACAAAAUAAGAAAAGGGUUGGAAUGAGAGAAAUGAAGGCAUUUUUCCAGAAAACAAAUAUUAAAUUGAAUAAUACAAGAAUAAAAGAAAUUCUCCAGAAUGUUGACAGAAAUGGCCAAAUCGACUUUGAACAGUUCAAAAGAAUUUAUUAUGAAAUUAUGUGCUUCAAAGAGUUAACAUCAAAAUUUACAGAUUACAUUGAAAAUGGGACAUAUGUCCCACUCAAGAAAUUUCAGAAAUUUUUAUUAGAAGAGCAACAGGAGGGAGCAGCAAGAGAUAUUGAAAUUGUACGAGAGUACAUGCAUGAAUACCUUUCAGAUAAUAGCAGAAAUUAUUCUGAUCCUUUUUUCACUGUGUCAGAGUUUUUUGAUUUCCUGUUUUCAAGAGGCAAUAGUGCAUUUAAUUCAGCACACUGUUCAGUAUAUCAGGAUAUGACUAGGCCUCUUAACAGUUACUGGAUUGCUUCCUCACACAAUACGUACUUGACAGGAGAUCAGUUUCAGGGAGAGUCAUCAGUGGAAGCUUAUGUUAGAUGUCUUAGAAUGGGCUGCAGAUGCUUGGAAUUGGAUUGCUGGGAUGGACCAGAUGGACAACCAAUCAUUACACAUGGACACACACUUGUCUCUAAGAUCAAAUUUACUGAAGUCGUCAGGCAGAUCAAAGAGCAUGCUUUUGUUGCUUCAGAUUUUCCAUUAAUUCUAUCACUUGAAAAUCAUUGCAACUUGCAACAGCAAAAAUUCAUGGCCCAGAAUUUCAGAGAACAGUUUGGAGAGUACCUUCUUACACAACCAAUUGAUAAUGGGAGAGACUUGCCAUCUCCAGAGCAACUACGAAAGAAAAUUAUACUCAAGCAUAAGAAGCUUCCUAAAGAUCCAUCUCAGAAUCCUGUGAUAGACCAGACAUUUGAUUCUUUGUCAGAAGAUGACCUUAGUCAUUCAUUCAAUGGCUGCUUAAUGUUGGAGGAUGAAAUAGAUCAUAGCUGGAAGAAACACUUUUUCUGCUUGACUGUAAAAAACAAAUUGUUUUGGACUGAAGAGCAGACUGCACAGGAAGAAGAUGAAGACGAGGAAGGUUUUUUAGAAGGAGUUGGCAAUGGAGAGAAAGAUGAGCUUCAUUAUGGAGAAAAGUGGUUUCAUGGUAAAUUACCAGAUGGACGUAAAGUAGCUGARCACUACUUGAAUCAGUUCAAUCGUGGUGAUGGAUCCUUCCUUGUAAGGGAGAGCACAACAUUUGUAGGCGAUUUYUCGCUAUCAUUUUGGCGUAAGGGUAAAGUCCAGCAUUGUAGAAUACGAUCCAARCAGGAGAAUGGUCAAACCAAGUACUACCUUGUGGAUCAGGUGACCUUUGAUAGUCUGUACAGCCUUGUUAACUAUUACCAGAACCAUGCAAUGAGAAGCAACAACUUUGAAAUGACACUAACAGAAGCCAUACCACAGCCUAAUGCUCAUUUGGACAAAGACUGGUACCAUGAUAACCUUACAAGAAGUGCAGCAGAAGACAUGUUGAAGAGAGUCAGGCGUAAUGGUGCUUUCCUUGUGAGAAGAAGAGAAAAAGAUGAAAGAACAGCAGAAUCUUAUGCUAUUUCAUUCAGAGCUGAAGGAAAGAUYAAGCACUGCAAGCUAAAGAGAGAAGGCCGUCUCUUUACAAUAGGCACAGCACAAUUUGAAAGUCUUGUUGAGCUGGUAGAGUUUUAUGAAAAAUACCCAUUGUACAAAGGAAUGAAGCUUAAAUAUCCUAUCAAUGAAGCAAUUCUAUCAAAAGUCGGACAGACGCCAGAAGAGGAAGCCAUAUAUGGAACAGGAGAAUAUCACGAUCCUAAUCAAAUAGUUACCAAGCCUGUCUGUAGGGCCUUAUGGGACUAUGAAGGAAUCAAUGACCAGGAAAUGACAUUUUGCAGAGGAGCAUUUAUUACAAAUGUUGUCAAAGAUGACAGUGGCUGGUGGAGUGGUGAUUAUGGUGAUCAAAAACAGAAACUUUUCCCUGCAAAUUAUUGYGAGGAAAUCAAUUCAAUUGACCAAACUACAAGUAAAGAAGAAGAAGAGUUGAAUCCUGAAAAAGAAGGACAAGUACUUGGAGAUUUACAAAAAGGUGCAAUUGAUGUCCAGGGAUGUACAAUAGAAAUGCCAGCACCUAAAGCUAACCAGCGUCAUCUUCUCAGGGUCCUGAAACAUGGACAGCCAGUUUUAGAAGCMGCUGCUGAGACACAAGAUGACCUCAAUGAAUGGCUUUUGAAGCUACAAGAAGCUGCUGCUACAGCACCAGAGGAGAAAGAAAUGAUGAGAAAACAGUCCAUCAGACAAAAUAUUUGUCAAGAAUUGUCAGAUUUGAUAGUYUAUUGUCAGCCUGUACCAUUUGAUAUAGACAGCCAUUCAGGAAAACACCAAGAGAUGUCUUCAUUUCCUGAAACAAAAGCUGAGAGAUACAUCAGCAAGAAGAACAGCAAGCAAUUUGUCAAAUAUCAUCGUAAACAAAUCAGUCGUGUUUACCCCAAAGGAAGCAGAAUAGACUCGUCUAACUAUGACCCUGUCAUGAUGUGGAAUUGUGGUGUCCAGUUGUGCGCUUUGAAUUACCAAACUCCAGAUCGCUUUAUGCAGCUCAAUCAUGGAAGAUUUCUUGAUAAUGGACGGUGUGGCUACGUUUUGAUGCCAGAAAACCUAAGACUUGAUGGCUUCUGUCCACAUGAGAGAGAYACAAGUGGUGURGAACCGCUGACACUGACAGUAACGAUAUUUGGUGCGCGACAUCUAGUUAAAUCAGGACGUGGGAUCACUUCACCUUUUGUUGAGAUUGAGGUCGUUGGUGCACCGUAUGAUUGCUCCAAGUUUAGAACAGAAACUAAAGUUGACAAUGGUUUGAAUCCAGUWUGGUUCAUGACAUUUGAAGCUGACAUAAUCAACCCACCUCUAGCGCUUGUACGGUUCGUGGUGUUCGAUGAAGAUAUGUUUGGUGAACCUAACUUUAUUGGUCAUUCUACGUUUCCGAUGGGCAGCCUGAGAACGGGUUACAGAUCAGUACCAUUGAAGAAUUCUUACAGUGAGGAGUACGAAAUGUCUUCACUCCUUGUUCACUUUGACAUUAGAAGUGCCAAGGGAGAUGAUGAAAAUCUCUACGCCUCGAUACAAGGACUACGUGAUCGUGUUAAUGAAAUAUCAUCUCAGAUGGCAACUGAGGAAAAACUCAACMGKGAAACAAUGACUCAAAUCAGCCAGAGAACCGAACUUUCUCAAGAAGAAGCGCAAGAAAUCCGUAAUCGUCACGUGUUGAACAUGGAAACCCUGGGACGACAAUUAAUAGCCAACCAAACGAGCUUACAACGGUUACAAAGAGAGAGGGCGGCCAGGUACACUGAAUAGUGUGUGUUCUUUGCCGUGUAUCUCUGUGUUGUGGCAAUGUUCAGGGUUCGUAACGAUGACUCCAGUGAUGUGUAAUUAAAAGUUGUACAUUUCAUAGUAAAGUAAUGAUAUAUAGUACGAAUAUACCAAUGAUAGUUAUAAUACAUGUCGGCAUGCACGCUUAUCUCGUGCUUAUCUCAAAAUUUUUGGAACAAAUUUUCAAUACACAACAGAAUUAUGUUGCUUCAGCACUUUGCACGAAACAAGAUCAGUCGAAUUGGUGCUCGUUGCUUCAGCAAUGAUUGAUCAUGUACACUAAACAAGGCAAGUUAACACCUUGCAAUGUUCAUUGCAGCCRUAUGUUGCGUUUUCUUCUUUGUAUGAGCUCCUUAGUCUUUAUCGCAGGCAUUUUUAGUCUCGGCCCAAUCCCUCAUGAGUUCCAUUUUAUACUGCAUGAGUUUCUUGGUAACAGGGGUAUGGGCAAGAAACUAAGAAUGGCUGCAGGAGCUCGUGAUUACGACAAGAAAAAUAUGUCACUAAAAAAACAGAUUCUUUGUUACCUAAGGUAUAGAAUGUCUCUUUGAAUUCGAUCGUACAAUCGUGRUCAAAAGUUUUGAGUAUUAUUUGAAAUAAGUGUGCUCUUCCACAAGGCACAUGUUAUCAUUCCUGAGCAAUCAUCCCCUUCUCCCACACUUGAUGUUCAUAUGAGUAUCUAGUGUCAUUCACGGAUUUCAUUGACAUUAAUUGGACGGAAUAAAAAUUACAAAUAAAUAAGUGAACGAGCYGAAAAACUAGCCUGUAACUGAAAAUUCUGUUUGUGCGCGGGCUAGRAAAAAAGGCACGACUCRAAGUUUGUCGAUUUUGGYCUCGAUUGUAGUUUAUGUCAUACAUAACAGUUUUGCGCAAGAUUUGCUGUUAAAAAUUUGCUACUUUGUGUUUGYUCUUAUUUGGUUUAAUCAUGAACCAAACAGGAUUAGUAGAAAAGACUUGGUUAAAAUGAUGUUAGACAUAGGUUUAAAGAUCGCAAAAUAAAUGUAAUUAAAAAUGAUUAACAAUUCAAAUGCUGAAAGUCUAUUAUGGAUCGUGUCUUUAUCAAAGAAUUCUUGGCUCCAUAAUCCAGAUGUGAGCAAAACACGAACGUAAAAGGCUUGAAGUAGUAAAUAGACACAAUUAUUCACAACAAUAUUAAUAAUCAAUGACAUUAAUAAAUAGUUAGGAUUUUAUACUCAUUUCAUUCACUUGGACUAUCAUGUAACCGGUGCUAGUCAAGACGCCCAGGAAAACAUUAAACGUUGCUAAAAUUACUGA